AUGACAAGAAAAGGCUCGUCGGCAGCCUCAUCGCCGUCAGCCGCUUUGAAUAAUGGUGUUGCUGGAACAGGUCGUUUUGUCUGUUCAAUGUGUGCAAAAGUCUAUCGAUCUGGUGCUGGAUUACGUUAUCACAAACGAAAACGACAUCGAGGCAUGGUCGAACCAACGGCACUUCAUCGAGUCAAAUGCCAAGAACCUGGCUGUACAUAUCAGAUGUUAGCUAUUUCUGAUCUUCGAAAUCAUCUAUCUAAUCAUCAUCAAAAACCUGAAUACAAAUGUACAGAAGAAAAAAAAUUUACAAGUCUUGCAGAUUUUACUGAAUGGAAAUCUUCUUUUGAAAGUCGUACUGGUUCAAAAUAUGUUAAAAAUUGUGGUGCAAAAGGAAAAUCAGACAAUCAAACAACUGAAUAUUAUUAUUGUAAUCGUACAGGACCGUUUGGUCAAGGUUUACGUCGUAGUAAAGCUCAGGGUUCAUUACGCUGUGGUAUACAUUGUACAUCAUCGAUGAAAGUUGAAAUACAAAAUGAUGAACAUAUAACUGUUCAAUAUUAUCCAGCUCAUUAUGGACAUUCACAUUUAUCAGCAGCUGAUGAAUUACAUUUAUCCGAAAAUAGUAUGACUAUGGGAGGAAUUAAUGGAAAUUCAUCAUCAACUAUAAAUAAUGGUCAUCAUCAACAGCAACAGCAGCAGCAGCAACAACAUCAACAACAAGAUAAUGAACAAAGUGUAUUAACACAUUAUCCAUCACAUAGUGGUGAUUGUUCAUCAUCUUCAUCACCUGGUUCAUCAUCAACAAGUCCAUCAGGUGGUUCGAAUUCUAAUUCAAAUCAUCCACCAUCAUCUUCAAUGAUUUCAUGUACAGAUCGACAAUCAAUAACUACAUCGAAUACAUUAAUAAAAAACAGUAAUAAUAUUUCUAAUAAUCAUAAUUCAUUACAAAAUCAAAUGUCACAUUGCAUUAUCAUAUCACCGUCAUUUGUACUCGAAGAAAAUGCAUCAACACAUUCCAAUCAUCAUUCAACACCGGUGCUUAUUGUUCAACAGCAACAACAACAACAGCAAAUGAAUCAAUAUUUACCACCAUCAUCAACUACAAUUGUUGCUCCAACAACGAAUUUAACAAUUAAAAAAGAAAAAUGUGUAUCGGAUAUCAUGCGUGAAGCAUUUCAACUUUUAUCUUAUUGGCCAUUAGAUCAUCAUCAUAGUCUAGUUACUACUGAGAAUGAACAACAAUUUUCUCAUUCUCAUGUUAAUAUGGAUGAGCAUCUUAUGUUCUAA
Molecule: messenger RNA, 1278 nt
Organism: Adineta steineri
Lineage: Eukaryota; Metazoa; Rotifera; Eurotatoria; Adinetida; Adinetidae
Source: the annotation of a GenBank genome assembly